AAAUGGAAAAUUUUCAUCUACCCCUCGAUAUACAGGACAUGGAUGGAUUCCUUGGGGCUAGAAUUCCGAGGAAAAACCAUACCAGUUUAAGUUCCUCUUUUUUCUUCCCAAUUAACUAUUCCUCCUCCUAUUUUAUUGAUUGGUUAAUGAUGAAAAGCAACACCUUUUGAUUUCAUUCAAUUUCCCUUUUCUUUCUUCGCUGUUUCUGUAACUCUACGCUCCACACUGUCUCUUUUAGCCCUUCCUAGCCUUCCUCCUUCCCCUUUAUAGCCCGUUUCAUCAUCCCCAGCCUUUCACUGUCACAUACCCCAAUUCUCUCUCACCCCUUUCUUGAUUAUUCUCCUAAGUAUAUACUGCAAUACUUAUGAAGAGGUUCAGUUUUUGUGAUUCUUCUGUCAGCUUGCUUUAUCCCCCUCAAGAAAAGGAGAUGGUUUACAGCAGUGAUUUUCAGGCAAUGUUGGAUGGGUUGGAGGAAGAUGACUGCUUGGAAGAGAGUGGGGGAAUGAAUGGGAAGAAGAGGAGGCUGAGUGUGGAACAGGUUCAUGCACUGGAGAAAGUGUUUGAAGUUGACAACAAGCUUGAACCGGACCGGAAAGUGAAGAUCGCCAGAGAUUUGGGUCUUCAGCCCAGACAGGUCGCAAUUUGGUUCCAGAACCGCCGUGCCCGUUACAAGACUAAGCAGCUGGAGAGAGAUUUCAAUCUUCUCAAAGCCAAUUAUGAAACUCUUCAGAUUGAUUACAAGAAAGUUGAACAGCAAAAUGAAGACCUAAUUGCUGAGCUUAAAGGGCUAAGAGAGAAGCUUCUUGUUGUGGAAGAAAACAAUCACUCGGCCGGAGAAGAUUCCUGCCUGCUAGUGAGCCAUCACCACCACCACCACGACCACGACUAUCUGGCUCCGAGAAACAGCGGAGACGGGUCAUCGGACAGUGAUUCAAGCGGAGGGCUGAACAACAAUAAUGAAGUUCUACUAGACAAUAGUUACAGCAGCUUCAACUUGCAGCAGCCAUUAAUGACCAAAAGCUCUUCAAUUUACCUGCAGCCUCAGUUUGUGAGGAUGGAGGCAGAUCAAAUUGGCAGUUUAUUUACAGAGGAAUCUUGCAAUAUAUUCUCUCUUGAUCAGCCUCCUAACCUUUAUUGGUACUGCGGCGAUUACAGAAACCAGUAGAGAUUAUAUAUAUUGAUGGAUCAAUGGUAUCAUAUAAUUGUGAUCGAAUUAGUUAAUUAUUCCACAUGCAUGGAUGGAUGAUGAUGGUGAUGAUGGUGGGAAUAAAUAUUUUAAGUGUACACAACUUCAAGUACUUCAGUUUAACCCUAACCAGCUGCACGCUUUUAGCCCUUUAGUUGCAAUAUUUGGACUUUCUUGUUUAAUUUGCAGACGUAAAGUUUUGACCAUUGAUAUAUUUAAUCAUGCAUUUGCAAAAUUU
Molecule: messenger RNA, 1424 nt
Organism: Cuscuta europaea
Lineage: Eukaryota; Viridiplantae; Streptophyta; Magnoliopsida; Solanales; Convolvulaceae
Source: the annotation of a GenBank genome assembly